Molecule: messenger RNA, 962 nt
Organism: Suillus clintonianus
Lineage: Eukaryota; Fungi; Basidiomycota; Agaricomycetes; Boletales; Suillaceae
Exons: 15
Coding region: 123-938 (271 amino acids)
Source: RefSeq, a predicted model, not a curated record
AAACCAUCAUACGUUCCAUGAACUUCCAUUAAAAAGAACUUGAUGGGGCCUGAUCUCUGGCUCAUUAAUAAGGACAAGAGGGUGCAUCCAUGAUGUGAAAUCCGUUUUCACCUCUCGAAGUAAUGCAGACGGAGUAUUCGGCAGACGACAUCACAGCGGCUAGUGGUCUGCAGGUCUUAUCGUACCUAUGCGUGUCGAUGGCUACACUCUGGAUCUAUGAUUAUGUUUGUUCACUUCACGGAGAGUGGGCAUUCCUGCUUCAGUCGCGCUGGAGCAAGGCAAAAUGCCUUUAUAUCCUUGCACGAAAUGUUCCCUUUGUCAUCCUCACCAUCGACCUAUAUCUGUACUUCACCCCGAACGAGAAUCCCGAUAAAUGCCUAAUGUUGAUCAGCAUUUACUCAUGUUUCAGCUGCAUAUCAGUCUUUUGCUCCGAAUAUAUUUUUGUCCUUAGAACAUACGCGCUCUGGAACAACAAUAAGUAUGUUCUGGCAGCCACAAUAUGUACCUCUAUUGCUUUCUUAGUGGCAUCCAUUUACAUUGCUUUCACCACUGUUGACGCCUCUCAAGUUAUGACCAGCACGAUCCCAGGCAUCACAGGAUGUUACCGGAUCUCACGCAGUUUCAAACUCUCCACGCCGUUUCUUCUCUUAUUUGUGUUUGAACUGGGACUAAUCUCCCUCACAUUCAUACGUGCCAUGCAGAGCUGGCGGGCGGUCAACAGUCGUGUGUACACCGUCCUGGUGAAGCACAAUAUAUUCUAUUAUGCAUGCGGUUUGUUUCUCGCGGCCGUGAACGUCCUCAUGCCAACACUGUUUUCCCAAUACGCAUACCACUCCGUCUUUGAAGACUUCCAGUUCUUUAUCCUUGCUAUCCUAGCCACGCGCAUGCACCUCCAUCUCUGGCAUGUUGGUCAGGUCCAGGAUACAGUUGAUAUAUAGGACUGCAUGUUCUGUCGCAGGCGU